GCUCUGUUUACGUACACACAUAGCUGCGAGCGGGGAGUUUCUCCUGCCGGCGCGUCCCGCGAGCUGCCUGGAGAAUCCCGAGCCGGAGCUCUUCCGAGCGGGGCGGGAGAGGCGAGCCGAGGCAGGGCAUGAGUUUUAGCGCGAAAAGCGGCGCUUUGCUGAGCUCCCGGGCAGCGCGGUGGUGGUGGCGGCAGCAGCCGUCCUGCGGCGCGGCGGCUCACGCCUGGUCCUGCUUCGGUGGCGGCUGGUCGCGGCCCAUCCUGGACAUGUCCUACUCUCGUCACUUUCUGGAUUUCCAGGGCUCGUCCAUCCCCAGCUCCAUGAAGAAGCUGGUGGUGACUAAGCUGAGCCAAAACUUCAGGGAAGCGGUCACCCUGCAGCAGGACUCGCCCGUGCCACUCCCGGGAGACGGAGACCUCCUGGUCAGGAACAGAUUUGUCGGCAUUAAUGCAUCUGAUAUAAACUACUCAGCUGGUCGAUAUGACGCCUCAGUUAAACCCCCCUUUGAUAUAGGCUUUGAAGGCGUCGGUGAAGUGGUAGCAUUAGGACUCAGUGCUAGUGCAGAUUUCACAGUGGGUCAAGCUGUGGCCUACGUGAAAGCAGGUUCCUUUGCUGAAUAUACAGUUGUGUCUGCCAGACAAGCAGUCCCUCUACCCUCAGUGAAACCCGAGUUUCUCACUUUAAUGGUAAGUGGAGCAACUGCAUACCUCAGUUUGAAAGAGCUGGGAGACCUGUCUGAAGGCAAGAAGGUUCUGGUGACAGCAGCAGCUGGAGGAACGGGCCAGUUCGCUGUGCAGCUUGCAAAGAAGGCAAAAUGCCAUGUAAUUGGAACCUGCUCCAGUGAUGAAAAGGGUGGCUUUCUGAAAUCCAUUGGCUGUGACCGUACCAUCAACUAUAAAACUGAAAAUGUCGAAUCUGUGCUGAGGAAGGACUACCCUGAAGGUGUGGAUGUGGUGUAUGAAUCUGUUGGGGGAAAGAUGUUUGACUUGGCUCUCAAUGCCUUGGCUAUCAAAGGGUGCCUGAUAGUUAUUGGGUUUAUCGCUGGCUACCAAAACCCCACUGGCCUCCAGCCCGUUAAAGCAGAGUUAUUGCCAGCAAAACUAUUGAAGAAGUCUGCUAGCGUCCGGGGUUUCUUCUUGAACCAUUACCUUUCCGACUACAAAAUGGCUCUGCAGCAUUUGCUCAAGAUGUAUGAAAGAGGAGACCUGGUUUGUGAGGUGGACUUUGGAGACAUGUCUCCAGAGGGCAAGUUCACUGGCUUGGAAUCUGUAUUCCGUGCUGUAGAUUACAUGUACAUGGGAAAAAACAUUGGAAAAAUUGUAGUUGAAUUACCUCACUCUGUCAACAGUAAGCUGUAAAAACAGAACAAUGAUAUAAAUCAGAAGCGAGAAAAUGGGCACUUUAUGCCUCAGAUUUACUAGAAACAAUUUCUUUUUUUAAGCUUAGUAAUGGAUAUUAUAUUAAAAAACAGCAUUAAAGUGUUAAUAAAAAGGGAUGGGUUUGUUGGGGUUUUUUGUUUUGUUUUGUUUUUAUUUUCUUAAAAGUGUUUAAAUCAGUGGCUGUAACAGGGACAUAAUGGGCCUAUGUUUGAUACUGUCACUUAGGUUAGCGUGAGACAUGAACAUUGUUCUUGACAGAAUAAGUCUUGAUGCAGAGGCAGAUUUAGUCUGUCAGCCUGAUUUGAUAAGACUUCAUAUGUAGUUCAGCUCAGAAAAAAAAUCUUUCAGCAAUUUUGAUUCCCUGAUUUAAAAAUAAAAUUGUUAGAACAAGAAUAAGUAGAGUUGUAUCUUUGGGUUGCUCUAUUAAUCUUUUGAAGUUUCUGGGAAAAAAAUGCUCUUGAUUUUCUGUCACAAACAUGAUAAUCAUAAUUCAGUUGCAUCAUGGAUCAUAGUAAUAUUCCUUGACUGGUUACACAGGGAAAUUUAUCCUCCAAUUCUGACAUGUCAGUAAUAUUAAGCAACUUGGCUUUUUCUUUUUUUAAUCCUGUCUUUCAUAACUAUAAACAACUGUGCAAUUUUCUUUUAAACCUUUAACUGUAAGUUGCAAUGUAGUCUCAUUUUGUUGCCUUUUCAUUUUCCACUGCUACUGUUUAUUGUCCAGUCUCCCCUUUAGCCAGUAUUUAAAGAUGAUUGGAAUGGGAUUUUGAGCCAUGUUCAUGUGUGUUCGAGCCCUGUAUAUUUUUUUGAAGAUUAAAUAAAGUUUUAAAAGCUAUUUAAA
Messenger RNA from Sturnus vulgaris (Common starling), 2217 nucleotides. It is a transcript of the gene PTGR3, whose product is annotated as prostaglandin reductase 3. Gene Ontology annotation, cellular component: mitochondrion. Lineage: Eukaryota; Metazoa; Chordata; Aves; Passeriformes; Sturnidae. Gene Ontology annotation, molecular function: zinc ion binding; 15-oxoprostaglandin 13-reductase [NAD(P)+] activity. The record is from RefSeq and is a predicted model, not a curated record.